UCAGCGCAGGAAAGGGAGGAGCAACAUGGCGACUAGCGGCUUCAGCGAGUCAUCCAGUGGAAGUGGCUAGAAAGCAGAGCCGCUGACGCAGAAGCUCGGGAAGCAGCUGCUUUGCGGGUUCUGUAGAAUAAAUCAACCAAGUUGUAAACCUAAGUUAUACUGUUGUGAAAAGGAUGGCCAACGGGGACAACAAGAGCGCAAAUAUGCUGGCUCUGGAAACGGCCCAGCUGGAGGAGCAGCUGCAGGGCUGGGGUGAGGUCAUCCUGGCUGGAGACCGUGUCCUGCGCUGGGAGAAGCCUUGGUUUCCUGGUGUCCUAAUAGCCGCCACCACUGUGCUCUUCUUGUUGAUUUACUACUUGGACCCGUCAGUCCUGACUGGGCUGUCCUGCACUGUCAUGCUGCUCUGCCUGGCUGAUUACCUGGUGCCCACCCUUGCUCCACGAGUCUUUGGCUCCAAUAAGUGGAUGACUGAACAGCAGCAGCGUUUCCAUGAAAUCUGCUGCAACCUGGUGAAGACUAAGCGCCGCGUCGUGGGCUGGUGGAAGCGUCUCUAUACCCUCAAGGAAGAGAAGCCCAAAAUGUACUUUGCCUCAGUGAUCAGCAGUCUGCUAGCAGUGGCCUGGAUUGGACAGCAGGUGCACAAUCUGUUGCUCACCUACCUGAUUGUGAACUUCUUGUUGCUUCUGCCCGGACUCAACCAACAUGGUGUCAUCACCAAAUAUGCCACGAUGGCCAAGAGGGAGAUCAACAAGCUGCUCAAACAAAAGGAGAAGAAGAAUGAAUAGACCUGUGAGUGAAGGGCACAUCUGAAAUGUCAACCGUGUAGUGAGAAGGUGGAAGGAAGUUGUUAGAAGUGAGGAGAGCAAAAAUGAGG
Molecule: messenger RNA, 874 nt
Organism: Thalassophryne amazonica
Lineage: Eukaryota; Metazoa; Chordata; Actinopteri; Batrachoidiformes; Batrachoididae
Gene: arl6ip1
Product: ADP-ribosylation factor-like 6 interacting protein 1
Exons: 6
Coding region: 174-785 (203 amino acids)
Source: RefSeq, a predicted model, not a curated record